Messenger RNA from Bradysia coprophila, 1910 nucleotides. RefSeq names its product alpha-amylase A-like. Gene Ontology annotation, molecular function: cation binding; alpha-amylase activity. NCBI's taxonomy places the organism in Eukaryota, Metazoa, Arthropoda, Insecta, Diptera, Sciaridae. The record is from RefSeq and is a predicted model, not a curated record. Gene Ontology annotation, biological process: carbohydrate metabolic process.
CCAAAUCUUAUCAAUUCGUUAAUUAAAUAGAAUGACUGAAAGGAACAGGUGAACAUAAUAUUGUAAGUCAAUUCGAAUACUCGAAUGACACUUAACAGAUAAUGGAUUAAAAUUCCGGUGAUGCCUUUCACAAGAAUUUUUUUAAAUAUUUUGAAUUUAUUUCAAUGGUUUCUCCAAAGGAAAUAUUUUCGCACUUCAAGUUAAAUUUUAGAAUCAUGAGCACAAUAUUAAUUUUCAAGUUGAUUAUUAUGCUGCCAGCAGCAACUCUUGGGUUUCCUAAAAUUACGCAUUUUGAUUUAAAUCAAUUACAUGACCGUAGUGUAAUUAUCCAUUUAUUCGAAUGGAAAUUCAGUGACAUUGGACUAGAAUGUGAACGAUUUUUGGGUCCACAAGGAUACGGCGCCGUGCAGCUCUCACCAGCCAACGAACAUUUAGUUGUUCAGGGUCAUCCUUUUUGGGAACGAUACCAACCUAUUUCGUACAUAAUACAAACCAGAUCCGGUAAUUCUGACGAUUUUCAAAAUAUGAGUCGGCGCUGCAAUGAAAAUGGAGUCCGCAUCUAUGCUGACGUUGUUCUAAAUCACAUGGCUGCAAUUAAUCCAAAGCCUAUAAUUGGAUCAGCUGGUUCAAUGGCAGAUCCAGAGAAUUUCAGUUAUCCCAGUGUCCCAUAUAAAUUCAAUCAUUUCAAUAAGCCCUGCGAUAUUUUGGACUGGAAUAAUGAAACAGCCAUGAGAAAUUGCCAAGUAACUAAGGGAUCGAGGGAUUUGGAUCAGACGCAAGAGUACGUUCGAAAUAAGAUUGUCGAUUACAUGAACGAGUUGAUUCGCCUUGGAGUUUCUGGAUUUCGCAUUGAUAGUGCAAAACACAUGUGGCCAUCUGAUUUAGAAAUAAUAUUUUCUCGCCUUAACAAUUUAAAUGUGGAUUUUGGUUUUGCCUCCAAUUCCAGACCGUUUAUCUAUCAUGACCUAAAAGAUUCCGGAACAGACACAGAUACAAUGGGUCGAUGGGAAUACACACACUUGGGAAUGAUAACGGAAUUUGCUGUGCCAGGAGAGCUUGGGCGAGCUUUCCGAGGUAAAAUCAAGUUAAAAUAUCUGAGAAAUUUUGGUCCACAGUGGAAUUUCUUGCCCUCGAAGUGUGCAAUCGCUUUUGUAGAGGAUCAUGAACUGCAAAGAGGACUUGGUAUGGGUAGUGGGCCGGAUAUUUUAACGAAUAAAAAUGGUAAAUCGUAUAAAAUGGCAAUAGCGUUUUUGCUCGCACACCCAUAUGGAACGGCUCGUCUGACAAGUUCUUACAAUUUUCGUCAUGUCGAUGACGGUCCCCCAUCAAAUAUGUUUGGUGAAAUUGAGUCGCCUAUCACCAGUGAUAAAGACGAUAGAUGCCAACACGGAUGGGUGUGUGAACAUCGUUGGAACUCAAUAGCAAACAUGGUCAGAUUUCGUAAUGAAGUGUACGGCAGUAGUUACAGUAAUUGGUGGGAUAAUAAUGGAAAGCAGGUAGCUUUCAGUCGAGGCGAGAAAGGAUUUACUGUUUGGAAUCUUGAUGACUACGAUCUGAAAGAAAACAUGCAGACUUGCUUGCCUGCUGGCACUUAUUGCGAUGUAAUUUCUGGUACGAAAAAUCAAAACAAAUGCACUGGAACCAAGGUAGAAGUAAAUGAGGAAGGUAUUGCCCAUAUAUUUUUGUCGAGUGAUGAUGCUAAUGGAGUAAUGGCAAUUCAUACCGGCGCUGUAUUAGGUUUGCUUGAAAUCUUCUUUCGAAAAAGUAAUUUCAAUGUAUUGGAAAACGGACUGCUUUAAAUAUAGUUGGUUGUAUGUCGAGCAUGCUGUACACAUUCCGGACAUAAAAUAACAGAUUUAGUCGUAGCGUAAAAUGUAAAUAUUACUACGAAUAAAAUGGUAACAAAAAUA